CCAAACUCCCUGACCACUGACCACUACAGCCCCAACCUGACUGAUCACUACAGCCCCAACCUUACUGAUCACUGACCACCACAGCCCCAACCUGACUGACCACCACAGCCCCAACCUGACUGACCACCACAACCCCAACCUGACUGACCACCACAGCCCCAACCUGACUGACCAUCACACCCACAACUUCCCUGACCAUCACAGCUCCAAUGUUCCUGACCACUGAUCAUUAAAGCCUCAACCUGACUGACCUCUGCACACCACAGCCCCAACCUGACUGACCACCACAGCUCCAAACUCCCUGACCACUACAGCUCCAAACUCCCUGACCACUGACCAUCACAGCCCCAACCUGACUGGCCAUCAAACCCCCAACCUCCCUGACCACUGACUAUACCAGCUCCAACCUUCCUGACCACUGACCAUCACAGCUCCAACCUUCCUGACCACUGGCCAUCACAGCUCCAACCUUCCUGACCACUGGCCAUCACAGCUCCAACCUUCCUGACCACUGACCAUCACAGCCCCAACCUGACUGGCCAUCAAACCCCCAACCUUCCUGACCACUGACUAUACCAGCUCCUACCUUCCUGACCACUGCACACCACAGCUCCAACCUGACUGACCACCACAGCUCCAACCUUCCUGACCACUGACCAUCAAAGCCUCAACCUGACUGAUCACUGACCACCACAGCCACAACCUCCCUGACCACUGACCAUCACCCCCCAACCUCCCUGACCACCACAGCUCCAAACUCCCUGACCACUGACCAUCACACCCACAACCUCCCUGACCAUCACAUCCCCAACCUGACUGAUCACUGGCCACCACAGCUCCAACCUCCCUGACCAUCACAGCCCCAACCUGACUGACCACUGCACACUACAGCCCCAACACCCCCUAACCAUCACAGCUCCAACCGCCCUGACCACUGACCAUCAAAUCCCCAACCUGACUGACCUCUGACCAUCACAGCCCCAACCUGACUGACCUCUGACCAUCACAGCCCCAACCUGACUGACCUCUGACCAUCACAGCCCCAACCUGACCGAUUGCUGCACAUCACAGCCCCAGCAAAGUAACAAAGUAUCAAUAACUUCCUAAAUGAUAACAAACUUUGCACACACCUAGAAGUCCUCCUUCUUGUAUAUAGUCCAUAGAUGACCCACUGCACACUCAGGACAGACCCCCGGACCACUACUGGAGCACAAUCCUCCUACAGGGACCGCCAUAGGAAUUCCUGGACUACUUCAGGGGCAGGACCCCCCCUCCAGGGACAUCCAUCAGAUUUCAGGAUGACCUUCCUGAUGCUUCUCCUCUGCACUCAUCUGCAAGCUGUGACCUCUCUUCUCGCAGAUCUCCCUCUCAGCUUUUCUCGGGAUUCUGACAUUGUCCAUCCUGUCCGGGUGGAUGAACAUGGCUCCUUCCUGACCUUUGACCUAAUUCCCCGCACCCUGCAGAAGAGGGGCGCGUCUUCCGGCUCGGUGCCCACCACUUAUUACGAGAUCAGAUACCAAGGAGUGGAGCUGACCUUCAACCUCAGCCAGAACCACCAGCUUUUGGCUCCCGGCUAUGUGAGCGAAUGGCGCAGUGGAGGCCUCAACGAGACAAGGGUCUUCAGCCGACCGUCUGGCUCAUGCCACAUGCUGGGGGCGGUUCAGGCUCACCACCAGCUUGUGGGCAAUGCCGCUAUUAGUAUCUGCAGUGGACUGAGAGGCGUCUUCCAGCUGGAUCACGAAGAUUUCAUCAUAGAGCCGGUGACAACAACAGCGCCACCAUCAGGGGAAGCCAUGCCUCAUCGGAUCUACAGGCGACAUUUGGCUGAAGGGCAGCAACCAGGGUACAGGAGCUGCGGUGUGAGGGAGAAUCCAGACUCGUACGAUAAAUGGGAAAAAAGAAGGGAACGCUGGGAGCAAUCAGAAAAACAACACAGAGGAGAGCGCCCAAAAUCCCGCCGUUCCAUCAGCAAAGAAAAAUGGGUGGAGACUUUGGUGGUUGCCGAUCCCAAGAUGGUGGAAUAUCAUGGAAGUGACGACGUGGAAAACUACGUGUUGACUGUCAUGAACAUGGUUGCUGGGCUCUUCCACGACGCAAGCAUUGGAAACCGGAUAAACAUUGUUAUUGUGCGCCUGAUCCUGCUAGAGAAUGAAGAGGAGGAGUUGAAGAUCACUCAUCACGCCGACAACUCUCUGCGAAGCUUCUGCAAAUGGCAGAAGAACAUCAACAUGAAGAGCGAAGAUCACCCGUUACACCACGACGUGGCUGUUCUACUUACCAGAAGAGACAUCUGCGCCUCUAUGAAUCGCCCAUGUGAAACGCUCGGUCUUUCCCACGUCUCUGGCAUGUGCCAAGCACACCGAAGCUGCAACAUUAAUGAAGACACAGGUCUGCCCUCAGCAUUCACCGUCACUCAUGAACUGGGACACAGUUUUGGUGUUCAGCAUGACGGCAACGGCAAUGACUGCGAGCCGAGAGGGAAGAGACCGCAUAUCAUGUCCCCGCAGCUCCUCUAUGACACCUCUCCACUGACCUGGUCCCGCUGCAGCAGAGACUACAUCACUCGCUUCUUGGACCGAGGUUGGGGGCUUUGCUUGGAUGACCACCCCAGUAAGGAGUUACUUAAUUUCCCUGCUGUUCCUCCGGGAGUUCUGUAUGAUGUUGGACAUCAAUGCCGCCUUCAGUAUGGAUCAGCUUCCACCUUUUGCCAGGACAUUGAUAACGUCUGUAACUCGCUGUGGUGCUCUGUUGGUACCACGUGUCAUUCCAAGCUUGAUGCGGCGGUGGAUGGAACCACUUGCGGUGAAAACAAGUGGUGUUUUGGUGGUGACUGUGUGCCUGUCGGUCAUCGUCCCGCGGCGGUGGAUGGGUUUUGGGGUUCCUGGAGCUCGUGGUCUUCAUGUACUCGUACCUGCGGAGCCGGAAUUCAGAGCGCGGAGCGGCACUGCAGCAACCCAACUCCUAGAUACGGAGGAAGAUAUUGCCUAGGGGAGAGGAAGAGGUACCGCGUGUGUAACGUCACCCCUUGUCUGCCGGGCGUUCCUUCAUUCCGACAAGCGCAGUGCUCUCAGUUUGAUUCCAUUCCUUACAAAGGGAAGCUUCAUGAAUGGAGCCCGGUGUUCCUCGGCAUUAAUCCAUGCGAGCUUCACUGCCAGUCAAACACGGAUUACUUUGCAGAGAAGCUGCGGGACGCCGUGAUCGAUGGGACCCCAUGUUUUAAGGGAAACACAAGCCGAGAUAUGUGCAUCAAUGGAAUAUGUAAGAACAUUGGCUGUGACUACGAGAUUGACUCCAAUGCUGUGGAGGAUCGCUGUGGUGUCUGUCUUGGUGACUCUUCUACGUGUCACACUGUUCACAAGACGUUUGACGACAGCGAAGGACUUGGCUAUGUGGACAUCGGUCUCAUUCCGCCGGGCGCUCGCGAGAUUCGGAUUGAGGAAGUGGCGGAGGCCGGAAACUUUUUAGCUCUCCGCAGUGAAGACCCGGAGAAGUAUUUCUUGAAUGGCAGGUGGACCAUUCAGUGGAAUGGGGACUACCAAGCGGCGGGCACAACGUUCACCUACACCCGCACGGGGAAUUUGGAGAACCUGACCGCCCCUGGACCGACCCACGAGCCGGUGUGGAUACAGCUUCUGUUCCAGGAGAAGAAUCCCGGAGUGCGCUACCAGUAUACGGUGAGAAGAGACCUGGACGACAGCAAUGAGGUCCAGCCGCCGGAGUUCUCCUGGAGAUAUGGAGCGUGGUCGGAGUGCUCGGCCACGUGUGGCACAGGGGUGCAGAGGCAGCUGGUCCAUUGCGUGGAGAAGGUGGCUGGUCUUGUGGAGGAAAGAUAUUGCGACUCGCUAAUACGGCCUGAUGACCGACAACGGAGCUGCAACGAGGAGCCAUGCCCUCCAAGGUGGUGGGUCGGAGAAUGGCAGCAGUGCUCCAUCACGUGCGGCUCUGGUGGAGUGCAGAAGAGAACCGUCCUGUGUAUUCAGCGCGUAGGACUCGAUGAGCAGCGCGCUCUGCAACCCUCCGAUUGUCAGCACCUCCCCAAACCCGAAUCCGGAAUUCCCUGCAAUCAUCGGGAGCCGUGCCCUGCCCUCUGGCACCACGGCAACUGGAGCCAGUGCUCUGUAUCCUGCGGAGAAGGUUUCCAGCAUCGAGAUGUGUAUUGCGAUAAUGCCCUGGAAGGAGGUUCCUGUGAUCCUUCAGAACAUCCGAAUUCCAAGCAAGUAUGUGCCAUGCCGGCCUGUAUUCCAGACUUCAGGAUAUUUGACUGGACAGGAAGCGGAGGAUCGAGCAAAGAAAUCGUCAAUGAAAUCUUUCCCGGCCAUCCAAGAGCCUCCCCCGGGAAAAAGCAUUCCCUGGAAGACAAUUCCAUCUCAGAAGGAGACUUCACCAGUGCCGGAGAUGGUCAAGGCAAAGUAGGAAAAGCUUACGUUGAUGAUUUUUAUUAUGAUUACAACUUUAUUAAUUUUCAUGAGGAUUUGACAUAUGACCCCAUAGAAGAUAUUAAUAUCAAAGAAGAUGAAGAUGUAGAUCAGGAAUACAUUCCAGUCCAUACCCCUAGCAUGGGAAAAGGCAAUACUGAGAUCCUUUCUACAGGAAGCCCACAUUAUCGAUUGACCACUACUGGUCCCUUGCAGGCCUCCUUGAGUCCCAGCGGUCCACAGGAGGAUCAGAAUGAUAUAUUAAUGGAGUCAGCUGUAACUAUGAGAAAAUACGAUCAUGACGGACAACCUACCCCCAUAUCAAACAUCCAGGAAGGAGAAAGUGAAGAAUACUUAACACCAACUACCACCCACCCUGAUGAAGUCACUGUUUUGGUUUCCACUUCAUCAGAGGUCUUUCCAACAAUUCCUGUACAUUCAUCUGGACCUCUACCCUUUACUCAACACGCUGUCCCAGAACUGACAACAUCAUUGCCAUCAACGCAUUCUUCUUCUCAGUAUUCAGUGACAAAAAACACACAAGGUUCAACCUCCUCUUCAUCUUCUUCAGAGCUAGAAACAAGGUAUAAAGAUUUCCAAAAUCCAGCUCUUGAUAUCUCAUCAGAUCUGGGACAUGGUCUACAACCUGGGCCAGAGCAAACCACACAUCAAACUCCUUCAAGCCGCACAUUUAUACCUCAAACAGAAAAGAAUGGUUUACAAGACAAUUCCUCUCAAGAUAUUUUACCGAGUGUGCCUAAAGAUUCUUCAGACGUUUUGUCACGGAGUCCCCCUUCACCGUCUUCCACAGAUUCAGCAGAAACGAUCUCUCUUGUAAGGACUACCCUGCAUACAAGACCCGAUGGUAGGACCUCCAGCAAGCCCGAGGUGCCACCAUCCCCAUCUAUACUUCCGUUCCUGACUACGGUCACCAUGCACAUUCCCGACUCUAAUAACGGAGAAAGCACAUAUCCUCAUCUAAGUGAAGACAGAACCAAAGGUUUAAAUACAACCUAUAGUAAUCAGUCCACCUCAUCGCCUAUGGGAGAUGACCUACGGAGGAGUCAUUGGAGGGUCGGAAACUGGACUGAGUGUUCCACCUCCUGCGGUCUCGGUGCGAUGUGGCGCACAGUUGUGUGCACGGCGGAAGGUAAUAACACAUGCGACGCCAGCGCUAAACCAGCUCCCGCACGCCGCUGCUAUCUGAGGCCUUGUGCAUCCUGGACAGUGGGAAACUGGAGCAAGUGUUCCCGGAAUUGUGGGAAUGGAGUCCGGAUCAGAGACGUUCAGUGUGUGGACACUCGGGACAAGAGGAUCCUGAGACCCUUCCACUGCCAGAGUACCGUCUACAAGCCGCGGGUACAGAUGGCCUGCCAAGAGCAGAAAUGUAUGGAGUGGUAUAUUUCCUCCUGGAGAGAGUGCUCGGAGGAGUGCGGCGGUGGAAUGCAGCAGAGGUUGGUCACCUGCCCUCAGACCGGUCGCUGCGAUGAAAGUCUGAAACCCAACGGCAGCCGCCCCUGUAAUGAACAUCCAUGCACUACGUGGGCUGUGGGGCCCUGGGGCCAGUGCACAGCUUCCUGCGGAGGCGGAGUCCAGCGCCGCCAGGUGAAGUGCGUGAACAAGAGAACGGGGGCGGCCGAGGAAGAUAAUAAUCUGUGUGACCACGAGCCGUGGCCGGAGAACGUCCAGAAGUGUAACCCUCAGGACUGCCAGCAGAACAACACCGCCACGUGCACCCGUGACCGCCUCACCUUCAGCUUCUGCCGUACUCUGAGGAUCCUUGGUCGUUGUUCGCUGGCCACAGUCCAAGCCCAGUGCUGCCAGACCUGCCACACUCAUUCCCAGAGUUCACGUGAGGUCACCAACCAGCGGUUAUCCCGGAGGUGAGGAUGGCCGCUGCGUCUGUAGUCUCAGGGACAAGAACUGUGCAGUGGACAUGUCUGCCAAGACUGGAUAUAAAGAACAGUUUCGCCUUACAGUCACCCCUGCUGAAAUGGUCCAAAGAUCCGUCCCUGCAUCUUCUGGCUUACAAUUGAAGUCAUCAACCUUCCGCAAGACAAUGGAAAUGGAGAAGAAACAGGAUCCUGCGUGUUAUGAACUUCCCUAGGGCUACCACUUUUCCCAUAACCCAUCCAGUAUCCUGCGUGGAAUGGACUCCCUUAGGCUACCACUUUUCCCAUAAGCCGUCCAGGUUCCUGUGUAAAAAUAUACUCUCUUAGGCUACCACUUUACCAUAACCCAUCCAGGUCCUGUGU
Molecule: messenger RNA, 6670 nt
Organism: Rana temporaria (common frog)
Lineage: Eukaryota; Metazoa; Chordata; Amphibia; Anura; Ranidae
Gene: ADAMTS7
Product: ADAM metallopeptidase with thrombospondin type 1 motif 7
Exons: 24
Coding region: 1164-6302 (1712 amino acids)
Biological process (GO): extracellular matrix organization; proteolysis
Cellular component (GO): extracellular matrix
Molecular function (GO): metalloendopeptidase activity
Source: RefSeq, a predicted model, not a curated record